This is a messenger RNA of Stylophora pistillata, 2485 nucleotides long. RefSeq names its product structural maintenance of chromosomes protein 2-like. Lineage: Eukaryota; Metazoa; Cnidaria; Anthozoa; Scleractinia; Pocilloporidae. The record is from RefSeq and is a predicted model, not a curated record.
AGUGGAUAGCGGUGGCGAGAGAAUGGAGAGAAAGGUGGCCGGGCCUGGUUCACAAUUGAGAGAGUCGGAUUACAGCAAAGAGAACAUGAAGGCGACUGCUAUUGCCGAGAUUCAUUCGCUGCUGGUGAAAGAAACGCAUCAUCAAAAAGCGAAUAUAGAGAAACAAAUAUCGGACGCAAAGAAGAAAAGUGAUGAACAUUUUAAGACAAUGGAGAGGAAGGUAGAGGAGCACGCAUUACAGUUGGAUGAGCGUGAAGAGAAGAGAGAGAAGACAGUGGCCCAGUUCCAUUAUCAGGUCGAAGAAAAGGAUCAUCAUGAAAUGGACAAGUUAGAGCAAGAAAUACAGGGUACAAAGGAACUGUUUAAAGAAAUUGCUAAACGUGUGGAGGGAAUCGAGAAGAAGGUGGCCGAGCACGCUUUACAAUCGGAUAAGAUGAGUUCUAGUAUUAAGACGAUAGAGGAAACGAAUACCCGGUUCCAUUCACAGCUGGCAAAAGAAACGAAUCGUCAACGAGAAAAGAUGGAGAAGGAGUUAAAGGAUUUAAAAGAACUCAUGAAAGGAAUUUCUCAACGCACUGAGGAAGUGGAAAAGAACGAAACCGAUCACGGUUCUCGUCUGGAAGAAAUUGAUUCUCGCGUAGAGAGAAUCAUGAAUGCGGAAAUUGCUCGAUUUCAUUUGCAGUUGGAAGAAUCGCGAAGAUUCCUGGAGGAAAAAUUGAAGAAGGAGAUGCGAGAUUUAGGUGAUGAAGUCAAGAACCAAAGCGCAUACCUCUUCACUCAUCAAGAAAAUAUGGCCCUUCUUCGCCGUGCUCUGGGCGACCUGAAUGUAAGGUUUCAAUGUAAAGUCAACAAGUUAGAUAGGCGAGUUGAUAUCUUAUUCCCACGUCAGAUAAUUGAUGGUCCAAUUGUACCCACUAGGCUUGGAUAAGUCCUUGUAAAAUGGCUAAUUAUCUGGUAAUGAACAUGUUUAAUUGCGGCUGUUUUCCCAGUUGCUUUUGUGGGUAUAUCAGUGGGUCAAACCUUCCCAAGGGUGAAUAAAGACUUGUAUACUAUGUCGAAAACAAAAAUGAUUUUUUUCCUUUCCUUAAAAAGAGAUAGUCACUGAUUAGUUUCCCAAAAUAUGGAUCAAAAUAUGAUCAUUAACUUGCCAAACAUUUUGAAUCUGUGGCGUUUAAUGUAUUUUAUGUAAAAGAACAUGAAAUGCAGAUAGAGGCGUAGGGUUAGGCUCUACUAAAACUUCAGCUCAAGGUACAUAAAAAUCUAUCAUAAAUUUUGUAGAAUUUUUGAGUUUGUUAAGUAUAGCCAGGCGAAGCCUGAACAAAGUAAUGUUUUAAGAAUUGGGAGGGUUGACUUUUAACUGAAAAAAAGUUGCAAUUAUUGAUUUGGUGAGAUUGCUGUCUUACCUUAUGGUCACGACCAGGCUAAGCCUGUGUGAAAUAGUGUUUGUUUUUUUUAGCAAUUAUUAGAAUUAUAAAAGGUACAAUGAAGUGAGUUAUACAAAGUAGUUCGAGAUUUUAGUAGUUUUGAUUUCCCUUGCAUUGUGACCAAUUCAGAAAACGCGCGGCACUCUCUCGACCAAUCACAUGCGAGACUCAAGACAGACAUGUACGAUUUUGACUCACCAGCUUAUUUUCCCAUCUUUGGGAUAGUUAGCGUGCUUUAACUUUGAGUUUUCGUUCACUCCAAAGUAAUAUUUUUCUUUAUUUUGAUUAACAUCCCUGAUUACUGUCAAUCAAGUUUUCUUUAUUGUUGAGAGAUAUUGUUUAAUUUUUAAGAUUGAUUACUUCUAAUUAGGCCAAUCCUGGCAUUGUGAAAUGGUGUUUGACACACUUACUAGCAUGUUAGGAAUUAGGAAAGUUUAAAAGGAGGAAAUAAAGUGGCAUAAGCAUUGUUAUAUGUAGUUUUUUCAGAUUUUUUAAAAUAUAACUAGGUUAACAAGAUAAUUUAGUUGUAUUAAAUGAGUUGCCGAGUAAUGUAAACUGGCCUUCGUAAAGCGUUUAAAAGUUCACGUUUGAAGCGUAAACACUUCGUUAGAGCGGGCUAACGCUCGAAACGUCUGCUUUUAAACUCUUUCCGAGGAAUAAUUUGCAUUAUUAUCUUAGUUGUGAAAACCAAACAAUCUUGUUAUACUCCCGCACCGAGGCAACACUACAGUUUCUUUAGAAAGUCGCCUCAUAUAGUAUAACUGGGUCAGUAAGCCUGAACGAAAUAAUAUUUUAAACAUGCAGUUAUUAGAAUUAGAUACGCUGUGUAACAAACGAAAAGCUUGGGUAUGGAUGAUAUGAUGAAGUUUUUUUUUUUUUUUUCACUUUUGUAGAGUGAAACCAGUAGUGUUUCGUACAAUGAUUUUGUAUAAUGGUAGCAAAUAUGACGACUUUCAAAUAAUUUGUAAGUUAGUAUUAGAUUCAUUAUCCACCAGUUAAUGUCAAGUUUAUAUGACACUUGUUUUUCAUCUGCAAAUUUAUUUUGAUUAUAACUAAUUCUU